CUGUUGGCCCAUCUGGGACGCCAACAAGACCCGACAAUGGACAAUGCUAGUGACUAACUGGCACCAAGACGAGACCAUCCACUCGCUCGAGGGGUUGGUGCCGUUCCCAAUUUUUCCCUCUCCUUCACUCCUCCAAAAGCCUCAACUCCUCACCGACCAUCUUGGCCCAGUUUACUGGGCUAGAUAUCUGCCCUGAUCCGGGCCAAUACCCUUCGUCCUUGCAUUGUCGCGGUCUCAGACGCGGCACUCCCAAAUCACAAGGUCGACCUCUUCCGCGCGCAGGACAGCAGGACAGCAGCGGUCAGAAUGCCGCGACAUACGUCCACGUGGAGCCGGUUCCUCGGAUGGGAUCGGCACUCCAGGCACGAUCAUCAUGACCGGAACGGGUGGUGGGAUGAGUCGAGACAACGUCCUCCCGAGCUACCGCGACGACUCGGUCCAGUCGGCCAUCCCCGCCAAAGCCGUCACCGAAGUGGCUCUGCGCAUCCGCCACUUGAUCGAGGAAUGCGUGCCGUGCGAGCUCCAGACGGAGCAGGUGACAGCCCCGCACAGCAAGGUCAUCACCUCCAGGGUCAUCCAGGCCGCCAAGGAAGCCGGAGGCCGCGAGCACGGAGCCUGCGUUGUGUUCUGCCUCCUGGUCAACAAGCGCUGGUGGCGCCACCAGGCCCAGAUUGAGCUCUGGGACGCCGAGCUGCACCAGCUCCGCGCCGUCGCCUGCGAGGUCGUCGCCAAGAAGCUCAUCGAGUCCGAGGAGGACGAGGAACGCCUCCUGCACUCAAUCCUGCUCAAGCGCUACUCCAUCGUGGUCGACGGCCACCCAACCCACCCCGUCAACGUCAUCGAGAAGGCCGUCGACCUGCACGCGCUGCGCGUCAUUGGAUCCUCAGGCUACCAAAAGUGCAUCAACCACCUCUGGCGCGGCUGGCUGGUCCAGGACGAGAAUGACCCGGCCAACUUUGUCGACUACAAGGACAGGGACAACACGUCCUACUAUGCCCACCUGGACCCCGACCGCAUGCGUGCCCCCAUGUACCAGAACGCCACUCAAAUGCUCUUUUCUUUCCUGUACCUCGGCCUUUUUACCAUUGCCAUGAACACGGUCAAUGAAGACAGUCUCUUCGACGUGGUCGAGGUCUUCCUUUACCUCUUCACUUUUGGCUUCAUCUGCAAUGAAAUCACCAAGUUUUGGAAGGCUGGCUAUCACAUAUUCAGUUUUUGGAGCGCCUUCAACGCGAUUCUGUACGGCCUGCUUUCCACCAGCUUCGUCUUCCGCUGCAUGGCCCUGAGCCACGGGCAGGGCGAUCCCGCUCGUCACCACUACAGCACGCUCAGUUACAGCUUCCUCGCUGUCAGCGCCCCCAUGUUUUGGGCUCGGCUGCUGCUCUAUCUCGACAGCUACCGCUUCUUUGGCGCCAUGCUGGUGGUGCUCAAGGUCAUGAUGAAGGAGUCCAUCAUAUUUUUUGCUCUGCUCGUUGUCAUCGUUAUUGGUUUCCUCCAAGCCUUUGUCGGCCUCGACUACGCCGAUGAUCGGGUCAUCGAGGACAUCUUUUUCAUCGUGCAGUCCAUGGCUAAUGCCGUCAUGCAGUCUCCCGACUUUAGCGGCUUUGAGCGGUUUCAGCCGCCGUUUGGCUUGAUCCUGUACUACUGCUUCACCUUCGUUGUUAUGGUUGUCCUCCUCAACAUUCUCAUUGCCCUCUACAACUCGGCCUACGAGGACAUCUACGAUAAUGCCAACGACGAGUAUCUCGCCAUGUUCGCCCAAAAGACCAUGACUUUUGUCCGCGCCCCCGACGAAAACGUCUACAUCCCGCCCUUCAACCUCAUCGAGCUCUUCGUGACCCUGCUGUUUGAGUGGUGGAUGGACAAGAAGACAUACGAGCGCAUCAACGACAUCGUCAUGGGCGUCAUCUACUCGCCCCUCUUGCUCAUCUCGGCCUACUUCGAGGUGCGCUGGGCCCGCGACAUCCGCGUGAACCGCGCCCGCGGCGACGCCGACGACGACACGGUCGAGGAGUGGGAGCAGAUGCUGGGCCAGGUCGACUUUGAGUUGGACGGCUGGAAGAAGAAGGUCGACGCGGCAAAGAGUAAUCUCGAGGUAGAGCCUGCCGUGGCGGAGGUUAUGAAGCUGAGGGAGGAGGUGGAGCAGCUCAAGGAGUUGAUUGUGUCUUUGCAGAAGACGUUGGGCGAGGCCAACCGAGAAAAGAACGGCAGUUAGCGACGUGCGCAGGUUCCACAGUCUUGUUAAUUUGAAGCGGGGCGAGUUACUGGAACCCGGUGGACAUGUGGUUCACUUGGGCUUGGCGGCUAUUUAUUUGAAGCCGGCGUUUGGCGUCAUGUAGCAGGCCGGCCAGAACGGGGAGCAAGCACUGACAAACACACCAUAAUAAAGAAUGGACAUUUUCUUGAAUAAGAACUAGCCACCCUUGGACUUCAAUAUCCAAC
Molecule: messenger RNA, 2442 nt
Organism: Parathielavia appendiculata
Lineage: Eukaryota; Fungi; Ascomycota; Sordariomycetes; Sordariales; Chaetomiaceae
Exons: 3
Coding region: 374-2215 (613 amino acids)
Source: RefSeq, a predicted model, not a curated record